This is a messenger RNA of Phyllopteryx taeniolatus (common seadragon), 3067 nucleotides long. RefSeq names its product doublecortin-like kinase 3 (gene dclk3). The record is from RefSeq and is a predicted model, not a curated record. Gene Ontology annotation, molecular function: protein kinase activity; ATP binding. The coding region runs from base 509 to 2461 and encodes 650 amino acids. Gene Ontology annotation, biological process: intracellular signal transduction; protein phosphorylation. NCBI's taxonomy places the organism in Eukaryota, Metazoa, Chordata, Actinopteri, Syngnathiformes, Syngnathidae. The transcript is spliced from 8 exons.
CCCCAAUGUAUAACAAAAACUUGUUUUUAUGUCCUGUCAGUGAGUAACAACGCAGAAAACGUAUUGUUAUUAUUGUAAAGAAUUAACAUUUAAUUCCAAAGCGGUGAAAGGUUUUGUUGACGCUCUUGAUAUGAGACCAAAGUGAAAUGUUACACUUCCGGAAUUUAAUUUCAAAAUAAAAGAUACGUGCUUGCCUGGAGCGCCGUACAACACAAAAAUAGGUCGCAAUUAGAUUCUUCUUAGAUUAUUUAAGGACGUUCUUGUGAUUAGCGCGAUAGUCGAAUGUAUUGUGACCGCGCGGCAAUUUUAGUGUCUUGAAUAUCUUACUUUGAAGAAUCAACGUAUUGUACUUGUUGCUCCAAGCUUUCCAACCUGACAAAUCACCACGGCAACCGCGUCACGCCGGCCCUUGUCACACUCGGCUUGGAAGGGCGUGACGUCAGCGACUUGCUUUCAAUCGGAACUUGCUGCUCACUUGCUUCGUUUUACGCGCUUGUUUUGCUCAGAAAUGGCAUCGCCGACGAAGGCUCGCUUCGGCUGCGACGCGGCAAGGAAAUGGAGAGCGACGGCCCCCGGCCCGUCUUCGAAGCGUACCUGCGGCGGCGGCGCCGCCGCGCCCCCUCUGCCCCCGCCCCCCUGGCACGCUCGCCCUCACCACCGCCCGGGGCAGAGCCGCGGCGCCGGCCCUCACCUGCCGUUCUUCCACGGGCGCCACGCGGAGGAGAGCGCCGAGCGCCCCCACCUGGUCACCGUCGUGCGGCCCGGUCAGAACGCGCCACGGAAGGUGACAGUGCUUUUGAACCGCAGGGGCGUGGUCUCCUUCGAUCAGCUCCUAUCGGACGUCUCGGAAGCGCUCGGGUUCCCUCGUUGGCACAGAUCGCGAGUGACCCGCCUCUACACCGCCUUCGCCCGAGAGGUGAAGAGCGUUGGCGACUUCUUCCGCGGCGACACGGCCCUCCUGGCGCUGGGCAAAGCUCGCCCGCAGCUGAGCGGCCUGCAGGAGGCGCUGGAGGAGCUGUUCCCCGAGCAGUCCCGCUACCGGACCGAGGCGCUGCUGGUCUGGGAGAAGAAGCUCCGAGCGGCGCCGGAUAAGGCCGCCAAGGCGGACAGCGGCUACGGCGAGGGGGCGGACGACAAGGACGCCGCGGAAGAGCGACCGCCGCCCGAGACGGAGGAGCCGAGGAAGGGGACGGCCGGGAAAGUCGCUCGCCUUCCGAACCGUCUCCAGAAGCUCCGGGUGAGGGGCGCGGUCUGCGAGGAAACGCCGCCUCCCGUCGGCCGAUUCCAACGGGAGCGAGAAAGGGUCUCGGUUCCUCUCUGUGAAAACUGCUUGUCGAGCCCGCAGUGGAUCGACCCGCUCUCGGGAAGAACCCCGCUGCCCCCCGUGUGCCGGAAGCCAACGGGAAGUUCAACGCAAGACUGGAAGAGUCGCCCCGAGAUGUGGCGCGACUGCUCGGGGCCUCCGUCGGAGGGCAGCGAGGUCUCCGAGGCCGACGUGGCUCGCCUCUACGACGUGGGGCGCCUCCUGGGGGACGGCAACUUCGCGGUGGUGCGCGAGUGCCGGCGCCGCGCCGACGGCCGGACGCUGGCCGUCAAGAUGGUGGAGCGCUCGCGGCUGCUGGGCCGCGAGCACGUGCUGCAGAACGAGCUGAGCCUGCUGGCCAGCCUGCGGCACCCGCGCGUGGUCAGGCUGCUGGCGCACCACCGCACGCCCGCCACGGCCUACCUGGUCAUGGAGCUGGCCCGCGGCGGCGACCUCUUCGAUGCCGUCAGCCGACGCGGCAGCUUCGGCGAGGACGAGGCCGCGCUGAUGGCGGCCGACGUGAGCGAGGCGCUCGAGUACAUCCACCGCAGGAGCGUCGUCCACCGAGACGUCAAACCCGAAAACCUGCUGAUCGUUCACGCAGUUCCCGGCAUGACCAGACUGAAGCUGGCCGACUUCGGCCUCGCCACGGUCGUGAGCGAGCCCGUCUUCACCAUCUGCGGCACGCCCACCUACGUCGCGCCCGAGAUCCUGUCCGAGACAGGAUACGGCCUGGAGGUGGACAUGUGGGCGCUGGGGGUCAUUCUCUACAUCCUACUGUGCGGCUUCGCCCCUUUUCGAAGUCGGCAUCGGGACCAGGAGGAGCUUUUUGAGAUCAUCAAACAGGGGCAACUGCACUUCCUGCCCCCCUAUUGGGACGCCAUCUCAGAAGACGCCAAAGGCCUGGUCUCGGGCCUCCUCCGGUCCGACCCGGUCGUCAGGAUGACGGCAGAGCAGACGCUGCAGCAUCCCUGGCUGACGGCCAUGGCCGCCAGCUGCCAGCAGAAGGCGCUGGAGAGCCAACGCGAGACCUGGAAGGAGGAACAACCGCCCAGACCGGCACCGCUACACAGAGAGAAGGUCCAGAAGGCACCGGGAGAAGACCCAGAAACUGGAAGGGCCGAAAGCAAGGAGCAGGCUUCAGACCCGACGAGUUGAGACACGAACGGGCUGAAACGAGCCAACGAUCGAAACAACUAAUUGGUUUACAAUAGAUAUGUCAAAAACUUUCUAGUUCAGUGAAGCUAACGUGCAUGUCUGUGGAAUGUGGAAGGACGAAAACCAAUCGUCAGUGGGAGAGUGGAUGUUGCCGACAUUGCAGAUCAAUGUCGUUGCUCCUCGAAAGCCCAUCGUCAACGGGUGGGGGGGGGCGGUUGCCGAUCGAAGUUCUUGCCCCUGGAAAACCGAUUGUCAACGGUCGGUGGUGAUCGAAAUUUGAUCAGAAAUUUUUCCAUGAUUGCCCUCGCACGAGUGCGGCGGGGGGGGGGGGGAGAUCGGGGUCUGCCGCCCGUCGUUCUGGACCAUUUACAGAUUACUCAUUCUUUAUUUCAGCCUGAAAAAUAAAAAGCAGCCGCAGAACUGUAUGUCCAAAUUUAUUUUAUGACUUUUGAAAAAAGUCAAUUUUUGUUUAAAAACUAAAAUCCAGUCUUUUUGCACAUUCCACCUGAUUUGAGAUAAAUACGUCAUAUGUACAAACUGUGAAAUCAAACUAAAUUUAAUCUAGAUUCAUGCAUAAUUUAUUAAUUCCGCCUGAAAAAAAAUCAA